Messenger RNA from Anopheles arabiensis, 5285 nucleotides. RefSeq names its product AP-1 complex subunit gamma-1-like. Lineage: Eukaryota; Metazoa; Arthropoda; Insecta; Diptera; Culicidae. The transcript has 9 exons. Gene Ontology annotation, cellular component: Golgi apparatus; AP-1 adaptor complex; membrane coat. The record is from RefSeq and is a predicted model, not a curated record. Gene Ontology annotation, molecular function: clathrin-cargo adaptor activity. The coding region runs from base 1503 to 4160 and encodes 885 amino acids. Gene Ontology annotation, biological process: Golgi to vacuole transport; receptor-mediated endocytosis; intracellular protein transport.
AAAAACCAAUUUAAAGUGAAAUAAUUACAACCGAACAAAGAUCCUCCUUUACUGCCCACAGCGUACUGUUAGUUUCUUAUCAAAGCGGGUCGCUUCGAGCCGAAGUGUGUGGUGGCGUAGCCAAGUGAGCCAUGACAAAAGCGAAAAACGAAAUAUUCACGAAAGUGUUCCGUGCUAGAAUUUCCGCCUUUCUGUAGCUACGGCAAGCUCCCGGGGUGAAAGAGUGAGUGGCUUGGGGGGGGGUUGGAGAAAGGCAUAAGAAGCAAGAUCGUAACACGGUGGCGCGUUCCACAGCAUUCCAACGGGAUGCUUUUACACCGUUAAAAUCCAUUGCUCACUGCCGCGGCCGUCUUGAUCUGCCCUUUUGCGAAAGAAUCGUUUCAUCUUCGUUACCCGCGGCUGCGGCCGUGUACGGCUCAAUGGAGCAUUGUGUGUAUGUGUGUGUGUGUUUGCGUUGUGUUGUUGUGUUUCGCGGCAGUGUAUUGUAAAAGAGUGUGUUUAUUCGUGCAACAUAAUUCUUAGCCCACACAACACCUUACCCACACACACACACCGUGGGGAGGGGUGGGGGACCGUUGGGCGUUGAAGGAUGCCACAAUUUAUUCCUUCCGUUUUUUCCUAACCUCCUUCGUUGCCGUCUCGGUCUGUGUGUGUGUGUUUCCGUCCCUGCCUGUGUGCCUGUAUUGUUGUUCGCACGCGCUCCAUUCCACAAACAGAAAGUGUUCUGCCAGCGAGUGAGGGAAAAAUUAAUUCUGCCUUAUUUUAUUUAUGCAUUCAAAAGCGUAUUGCCACGUUGCCGCUCGGCGCACUUUCCAGUCCACCUGGAAUCACAGUGAGGGCGGAAGAAAAGCCAUCGCUCUGCGUCAUCAACCCCAUCUGUGUGACCACGCGCGCCAUGUGCAAUUUGCCCGCAGGUUGUGCGGUUCCCCCUAUAGUGUGUAUGUGUGUGUGUGUAGUGUAGUGUGUGUAUGGGGUGUGUGGCACCCACUAUUCGAUUACCCACUUGUGUGGUACAUCGAAUGUCGUUGCACGUGUGUGUUCACUGAAAAGAGUUAGUUUUUCACCGUUCCUUUAGGGAAGGUAGUCGUGCUUGUCGCGUCGGUGGCGGUGGUAAUUCAUUAAACGCGUUUUACCAGACCGCGAGUGAAGACAGGAGCCGCCGGACCAGCCAGCAGUCAGCACAGCAAUUUUCAUUCCUGGUGCAGCCUGGAAGCACAGUGCAACUUAUUUGCUGCCAAGGCAACCGAAACAAAACAGUUCAGUGGGUGAGUGAGUUUAAAAUAAGCGUGUGGUGCAUUUAAAACAAGGGCAAAGGAAACCCCCUACCCAUGCUCCAUGUGCGUUGGAAGUGUUGUGAGCUGCAGUAGAAACUCAACAAGGCAUAUUUAAACGCACACACAAACACCUAUUCGAGUGCAGUGUAGUGCUAGUACUAUCGCGAUUUUUUCCUGCCAAAGUUUUGAAACCGGGUCUGCAGUACACACCGUCGUCACCUACGAACCAUGUACCCGUACUACGAAACCGACUGGAGCAUACUGCCGCCGGAACACAAUCGAAGAUACAGUCCCGGCUUGACGAUCAACAACAUCAAACAGGUGAUCAAUGAAACGAUCGAAACCAAUAUUUUGCGAAAGCCGGCCCCAACACGGCUGCGAGAGCUGAUCCGACAGAUCCGUGCCUGCCGGACGGCGGCCGAGGAGCGUGCCGUGGUCAACACAGAAUGUGCCUACAUCCGAAGUACCUUCCGCGAGACGGACUGCAUCUGGAAGUGUCGCAACAUGGCAAAGCUGCUGUACAUCCACAUGCUCGGCUAUCCGGCCCACUUUGGCCAGGUGGAGUGCCUGAAGCUGGCCGCCAGCGCCAAGUACACGGACAAGCGGAUAGGCUACCUCGGCGCGAUGCUGCUGCUCGACGAGCGCACCGAUGUGCACGUGCUGCUUACCAACUGCCUUAAAAACGAUCUCAACAGCCCCACACAGUUCGUCGUCGGCACGGCACUGUGCACGCUGGCCGCCAUCGCGUCGCCCGAGAUGGCCCGCGACCUGUGCAACGACGUCGAGCGGCUGAUCGUGUCGACCAACGCGUUCCUGCGCAAGAAAGCGAUCCUCUGUGCCUUCCGGUUUGUGCGCCGCGUCCCCGAGCUGAUGGAGGACUAUCUGCCCAAGUGUGAGGUGUUUCUGGCGGACAAGAACCACGGCAUCCUGAUCGCCACCAUCACGCUAAUUACCGAGAUGUGCGAACAGAGUGGACCGGUGCUGCGGUACUUCAAGUCGAUCAUACCGACGCUGGUGCGCAUGCUGAAAUCGCUCACCGUUACCGGCUACUCGCCCGAACAUCUGGUAAGCGGGGUGAGCGAUCCGUUCCUGCAGGUCAAGAUACUGCGGCUGCUGCGGGUGCUCGGGCACGGCGAUGCCACGCAGUCCGAGAUCAUGAACGAUGUGCUGGCCCAGGUCGCCACCAGUACGGAGACGAGCAAGAACGCUGGCAACGCGAUCCUGUACGAAACGGUGCUGACGAUCAUGAACGUCGAGUCGGAGAACAGUUUGCGCGUGCUGGCGGUUAACAUACUGGGGCGGUUUCUGCUGAACAACGACAAAAACAUCCGGUUCAUUGGGCUGCUCACGCUGGUCAAGACGGUGCACAAGGACAUGACGGCGGUGCAGCGCCACCGCAUUACGAUCCUCGAGUGCCUUUCGGACGGCGAUCCGUCGAUACAGCGGUGCGCGAUGGAGCUGUCCUUUACGCUCAUCAACACGCAGAACAUCGAGAUGGUGGUGCGGGAGCUGCUGCGGUACCUCGAGUCGACGGACGCGGAGAUGAAGGCGCUCUGCAGCAGCAAGAUUGUGCUGGCGGCGGAGACGUACUCGCCCUCGAUCCGCUGGCAUUUGGAUGUGCUGCUGAGGAUUCUUACCAUUGCUGGCAAUAACAUCCGAGACGAUGUGAUCUCGUCCACCAUACAGCUCAUCUCGAACAGUCCCCAGCACGAGCAGCGUUUCAUCACGGACAAGAUGUGGGAAGCGAUCAUGAACAUGAACCAGCUCGAGAAUCGGCAGCCACUGGUGCAGGUUGCUGUAUGGACGAUCGGGGAGUACGGAGAAUCGGGCGGGUUCGAUGAGUUUGAAUUAAUUGAACACUAUCGGCAACUGUUGUGGGCACCGCAGCUUUCAAUCACCACCAAGCAGUACAUUCUCGUGUCGUUGGCCAAAAUCAGCGUACGAAUCGAUGGCUGUAUACCCGAAAUUCAAAACAUCAUCAAUGCAUUCCGAGUGCACAUGAACAUCGAUUUGCAGCAGCGGGCGAACGAGUUUUCGCAACUGUUUACCAACUACAAACACCUGCGGACCUCGCUGCUCGAGAAGAUGCCAAAGCUGAAGCUAUCGGAGCUGACCACCUCCGAGUACAAUGCUGACUUUGCGUCCGGCGAAUCGUCCGAGGUGGAACAGCAGCAACAGGAAGAGCCGGUGCCAGCUCCAGAACCAUCGAACCAAGACAUCUUGCUCGAUCUUCUGGGCGAUUGCUUUAGCAGCGACGGAAACGGCAACAAUGCACUCGCCGUCGUGCCGGUUACGCAGCCAGCCGCACCGCAAUCCUAUCUACAAACGAGCUUUAAUCAAACCGGCCUGUCCACAAUGAACAACUACAACAAUAACGGUCCGAUGGCACCCGGCACCGACAGCUUCCUCGAUCUGCUUGGUAUUGCCGCAGCGAACCAAACGCAUCCGUCAAAGCAGCAGACAAUCGACUACACACCGGCAACGGCAACAAUACCAGCGAUCGAAGUUUACCACAAGGACGACAUACACAUCCGCUUUCUCGUACACCCGCAGCAAACGACGGUCCACGAUCGGGAGACACCAUCAACGACCCCGGCCCGCAUCACCGUUCAAACGACCAACGGAUCACAGACGACGAUCGAAAAGUUCCUGUUCCAGGCAGCCGUACCGAAAGCGUUCGUGCUGACGCUCCGUGAACCGUCCGGCACGGUAAUGCCACCGGGCGGUACGAUCAUGCAGGAUUUGCUGAUUGCGCGGCAAACGGCCCAAAGUGGCGGUGCUGCGGGUGGGCUGCGCAUGAAGGUUCGCUUUUCGUACGAGGUGGAAAACUACUCCAUGAUGGAACAGAUCGAUGUGAACGAGUUUCCCAGCGGGUUUCUACGCUAGCAGCCGGUGAAAGGGUAGAAAGAAAUGUAGAAUGCACGUGGAAAGUUUAACCUGAUUGCCUGCAAGGAUCGCCUUUAGUACUUAAGCAUUGGAAGACACAUAAUCGAAACAGUAGCAAGCAAGAGCAAGACAACUGAACACUGUAAUAAAUUCCUCUAUCUACUAGAAAGAACAAAUAAUGGUACAAACGGAAGCAGGGUUGUUACUACUAUUUGAUAGCGAAAAACCAAUCGUUCAUUUGUACAGCUUCAUUGUACGUACGACGUCGGUGGCAUAAAUCUGAACAAAAGCAGAUAAACCAUGAGAAGGAUUUUCCCUCUUCCGUUCCUUAAUAGUGUACUGUCCUGUAUCCCGCUUCUUUACCACUUUAUACAGGCCUGGGAUUCGUACGACAGUAAAUAUGUGAUCAGAGUGUAUUUUAUCAGAAAACAUCACCCACCUAACUACCUAAUUGUGAAUGUGUGUUAAAGUGGACCAACCGUUGGACCAACGACUAUCGGAGAACCGCAAGCGUAGUAAAGAGUAGUAAUAUACCCAGAACACUUUCAUCCUCACACAUCGAAAAUCUUGUUAAAUCGUUCAUCGCAUACGGAUUGGAUUGGAGGCGUAGAAGAAGAUAUCCUUUUACGCACAUCUUUCCUGGUUCGGUGUGGCGAAAAGUGACCGGAUAUAUCAUACGAGUAAAUGACUGAAAAGCUCAAUUACAUUUUCUAUCACAAUACAGAAAAAAUACACAUUUAAUGGACAAAUACGACAAAAAGUGUUUGCCUGGUACUGUUCGCACCCUUCAUCUACAAUCAACUUUAAGAUGUGAUUUUAAACUGGAAAUUAACUUAAAAGAAUGCCGUAUAUCAAAAGAGGAAGGCAGGAAACUUGAAACACCUGCAAUAAAGCUAAUAGAAAAAUAAUGUUCUACAAUCUUAAGAAUAGAGCAAGAAACGGUAGGAAUGUACAGUUAACGAUGCUUUUAAAAACCCGAGAGAAAGUGUGAACAGUCGUACCAAAUCGUUCGAAUGUAUGUGAAGCAAGGUUUUAGAAAACGAGCAACUUUUUCACCGUUUUGUUUUACGUUUUGUUUUCUUUUAUAGAUGAUCUAUGAAUAAUAAAAAUGUGUUAAGAAAACCA